Molecule: messenger RNA, 5803 nt
Organism: Engraulis encrasicolus (European anchovy)
Lineage: Eukaryota; Metazoa; Chordata; Actinopteri; Clupeiformes; Engraulidae
Gene: sall2
Product: spalt-like transcription factor 2
Exons: 3
Coding region: 17-4867 (1616 amino acids)
Biological process (GO): regulation of transcription by RNA polymerase II
Cellular component (GO): nucleus
Molecular function (GO): DNA-binding transcription factor activity, RNA polymerase II-specific; RNA polymerase II cis-regulatory region sequence-specific DNA binding
Source: RefSeq, a predicted model, not a curated record
ACGACCCCAGCAGCUUAUGAACUCUUAUCCAUGGAACUCACGGAUGCAUGCGCAUGAAAAGCAAUCGCAAGCAGCGAGGUCGCUCAACACAAAUCUUGCCAAGGAGUCUUCCUUCUUAAUCCCCUCCAGCUCACCUUGGAGUGGCCAGUCGCCCACGUCCUCACCCCUGCCCUGCCCCGUCAAAGGGCCACUCAACCCCCGUCUGCCUGUUGACGCUGUCGCCUCCACCUCCUCCACCUCCUGCUCCUCCUCCUCCUCUUCCUCUUGCCGGCUCAAACUGACAUCCUCCCCCACCUCCUUUGCCGCCUGCCACGCUACCCGUCCAUUACUCGACAUCCGUCCAUCUUACCUGCCUCGUCCUGACCAGAUCUCCACACCCGUCUCCUCCAGCUACCACGCCCUCACCCACCCCACGCACUCGCACCACCCCCCACACCACCCCUGCCGUGCCCGCGUCCUCAUGGCGUCCCCGAAGCUCGGCGUGUCGGCGACCACCACCACGUCCUCUCCAACCGCCUCCUCCGCCGCCCCACUGUGCCCGCCGCCCCACCACCCGCCCACCAGCAGCCCCAGCCCUGUGCCCGAGGGCGGCCCACCGAGCCCCGUGACCCCCGACCCUGUGCCCGGAGCCGUGCCCGCGGCGGCCUCCGGGGGCGGGCAGCCGCCCCGCGCCCACCUGAGCAUCGCGGUGAUCCUGGAGGAGCUGCACGUGCUGCAGCAGCGGCAGAUCCACCAGAUGCAGAUGACGGAGGAGAUCUGCCGGCAGGUGCUGCGGCUGGGCGGCGCGUCCUGCGCCUGGGACCCGCUGCCGCUGCUGCUGCCGCCGCUGCCCCAGCUCUGCCUGGAGGGCUCCAAGACCGCCUCCGCCUCCUCCGUGCCUUCCAGUGGGGGCGGGGGUGGUGGUGGUGAUGGCAGCAACAACAGGCCGUCCCAGCAACAGGGCGCGUCCGGAGGGGGGUCUGUUGCGUCAGGCGCCUCCUCCUCUGUGCCCCCCCUGCUCGCGUGCUUCUCCUCGCUGCUUCCUCCGCAGGUGGGAGGAACCAAACCCCCGAAGCCGGCGCACCCCUUCUCCCAGGUGCUGCGGCCCCACAAAGCCCAGCUGGACAGCUCGGCCGGGGCGGCUGGGGGCGACAAACAGGUGUGCACGUCCGCUGGUGCUCGUUCGUCAAACGCUUCGUCUUCCUCCUCCUCCUCCAUAUUCGGUGGUUCCAACUCGGCCGGAUCGGGCUACCCCUUGGCACUGGGUCUGCCGACUCGUGCAAUGCUGGAAAAGUCUGCCAAUGCUUUGUCUGCCAGUGCUCUCAGUAGUCUCAGCAGCCUUUGCACAACCACGCCUCCGCCAUCUGAUCACUCCAGCAACCCCCCGCAGUCAUCCGCCCUGGGAGGAGGAGUCGGUGUCAGCUCCGCGUCCUCCUCUUCAUUCCUGGGCCGCAUGUCGUCGCACCACCACACCUGCCGGUUCUGCGGCAAGCAGUUCAGCAGCGACUCGUCCCUGCAGAUCCACCUGCGCUCUCACACGGGCGAGCGACCCUACCAGUGCCCCGUCUGCCUGAGCCGCUUCACCACGCGCGGCAACCUCAAGGUGCACUUCCUGCGCCACCGCGAGCAGAACCCCGAGCUCUCGCUCUCCCUCCUGCCACCUGCCCUCUUCCAGGCGGCAGCAGCAGCAGCAGGGGGCGCCGCUGAGCAGAGCCAGGCCUUGAGCUCCGGUGGUGGUGGUGGAGGAGGUAGCUCUGCCAUGGCUGCUCAGCGGCAGCGAAAGAGGCAGGCGGAGGACGAGCUGUUCGGCGACGCCGGCCUGGAGCUCAGCAUGGCCGGGGGCAGGACCCUGUCGUCCUCGUCAGGAGGUGCAGGAGGAGGAGGAGGGAUUUCCUCCCAGCACAACCCGCCCUCUUCCUUACCGCUGCCCCCGAGUGUGGACAUCGCCCUCAUCUCCACGGCCCACUCCCUCAUACAGCUCAACCGGGCCGCCGCCGCCGCAGCUGCAGCCGCCGCCUCCAUGUCCGCCACCACGUCGCACACACCGUCCUCCUCCACGGUAUCCUCCUCCUCCUCCUCGGCUUCCUCCUCUCUAGCUUCCUCCCUGCUGUCUGCUCCAGCCUCCGCCUCCUCCUCCUCCAUCGCCGGGCUCCUGAAAGGCGCCAAGCAGCAGCGCUUUGACGAGAACACCCCUCCGCUGCCGACGCUGAUGCCCCACGCGGCCUACUCCCAGCUGGCACACCUCCCCAAGCUGCUGUUCCCUUCCGCCUCCUCCCACCACCACCCCGUCCUGGGCCUCCUCAGGGGCUCCCCAGCCGCAUCCCUGGCCACGUCACAGCAGUCUUCCUCGUCCACCUCCUCUACCUCCUCCUCCUCUUCCACCGCCCAGCACCUUCAGCAGCUCAACUUCCCCUUCCCGUCGUUCCCCAAAGCCGCGGGCGCGUCUACUACUGCCGUCGCGUCCUCCUCCUCCUCCUCCCCGUCCACCUCCACCCUGACCUCGGACACCUCCAAACUGCAGAAGCUGGUGGAGAAGCUGGAGAAGGAGCGGCCAAGCCCUUCUCAUUGGCUCUCCUCCGCAGCGGAGGCGCUGGGAUGCAGUGGCAUCGGCGGUCUAGGUGGAGGUGGCGGCGGCAGCGGUGUUGGUGUGAGUGCAACCUCAGCCUCCGGUCUCACCACCUCCAGCAGCUUCCUGAGCUCAGGUGCUUCCGGCCUCUCCCUCUCCACCACCUCCACCCCGCUUGCCUCCUCCUCCUCCUCCUCCUCCACGGUGCUAACUCCAGCCUCCACCUUCACCAGGGAGAUGCUGGCCGCGCUGGGUAUGGCGACCGGCAGGCCCUCUGGCUUGGCCGGUAUACUGAUGCCCAACCUGGGCAUGAUGAGUGCGGCAGCAGCCGCUGCCCUGGCGCCCAACCAGUGUGGCAUCUGCCUGCGGGUGCUGAGCUGCCCGCGUGCCCUGCGUCUGCACCAGGCCACCCAUCUGGGCGAGCGGCCCUUCCCCUGCAAGCUUUGCGGCCGGUCCUUCUCCACCAAGGGCAGCCUGCGGGCACACCUGGCCACGCACCACGCGCGCCCGCCCAACGCCCGUGCACAGAACUCGUGCCCGCUGUGCCAGCGCAAGUUCACCAACGCCCUGGUGCUACAGCACCACAUCCGCAUGCACCUUGGGGGCCAGCUGCCGCCAGAGGGAGAGGUGGAGGCGGAGGGAGAGGGCGAAGGGAACUCUGACGCCAUUGCCACCGCGGAGCAGACGGCGGGGUCUUUCGCACUCUUCCAGGGGUCAGAGGUCGCUGCCACGGCGACUAGCAGCGCAGCAGCAGCGGCGGCAGAUCUCCUUUCCUCCUCUGGCCUGAAGGAGUUGCAGAAGAUCUCUGAGCGACGGCAGGGUGGAGAGGGCAGCGCACCCGUGGGCAGCUCCGUGCCUCUGCCAGCCGGAGGGAGCAGCGCAGCAAUGUCCUUGGCCCCUGCGGGAAGCCCCAGAGCAGCGUACAGCCCUGAUGCCAUACCGCCCGCCGACCUUAGCCCUGACCCUACCCUCAACCCUGCCGACGACGCUCCAUCGACAGCCGGCGUGGAACCGCCUGUCCUGAGUGCCAGUGUUCUUCCCCUGCCGCCACCACCAUCAUCCAAAGCUCUCUCCCCAACUGACCCCCAACCCCCUCCUCCUGCUGCUGCUCACGCUUCUUCUUCUUCUUCUCCAGAGCGUCUCCCCUUCGGUGACGCCUUUCUGGAGAGCUCGCUAGUGCCCCCUAGCAGCAGGAGUGCCACCUCUGCCCCGAGCUCCCCCGCGGUGACCAAAGCCAACAGCCCCUUGAGUUUCUUGGGGGGCGAAGAUGACGACGCAGUGCCCACACAGAGCGAGCCCCCACAGUCCCUCCUCUCCUUGUUUCCUGCUGGCCAGACCAGGUCUGAUCUGGAGAGUCUUCCGAGCAGUUCUGUCGCACAGAGCUCUUCCUUUGCACAGCCUCAGCCCCAGCUCCAGCUCCAGCACGAGCAGGGCAGUCCACCUCCACCUCCACCUUUCCCAAUGAUGCCAACUUCGGGCACUCCCGACCCAGCUAGCACACUGUCUGAGGACCAGGGCGCUGCCCAGGGGCCCCCAGGGGCCUGUAGCCCGGAGGACCCCAGCGAAGAGAGCGAGGCCGAGUUGCCUUCUCGUUCCACACCAAAGAGCAGCCAGAUUGGCGCCUCUGCCAGCCUGGACCUGGGCAGCCAGACAGUGCCAAGUGAGGACGACGCGGAGAGAGAUGGCGGCGACGUGCCCAUGCACGAGGCCCCGGAGUCUCUCCUGCCAAUGAGAGAGCUGAGAAUGAAGGGCCUGUCGUCGUCGCCGUCUUCUGCGUCGAAGGACGAACUGAAGGAUGCUGGGAAAAAAGCAGCAGCCGAGCAGGAGCCAGCGGAUGCGGUGGUGUCCUUGGGCCUGGCGCCGACUCUGCCACACCCUGCCUUGCGGCCGGAGAAGAAGACGUACAGCUGCUCCGAAUGUGGCAAGGAGUACGCCAGCCGCAGCGGCCUCAAGGGCCACAUGAAGCACCAUGGAGGAGCUGCCACCAGGCCACCGCGCGCCCCGGCCAGAUCCACCCGCUUCAGCUCCGAGCGCCACGCAGCCUCCUCUUCCUCGUUAUCCGCCUCUCUUCCUCCGCAGCCUUCCACCGCCACCCGCGCCUCUGUCAACUUCUGGAACCAGUACCAGGCCUUCCUUGGCACCAACACCGGCUCGGCUGCCGACGAGCUGUCUGGCUCGGGGGGCCUCGCCGGCGGGCAGGGCCAGUCGGGCUUGGAGAUGCCUCAGCUAUCCGACUCUCCGGUGAGGUCGCAGCUGAUGAUGGAGAUGGGCUCCGGGAUUGGGUCGCUGGAGAAGGAGGAAGAUGAGGAAGUGGAUGGCUGAAAAGGGAGUGGGGGCGGUGGCUGGGGUGGAGGUUAGCUGACCAAUCAUGCUGGUGCUUUUAACAGUUCCAUGCCUUCAGACAAGACAUGUGUAUGUUUAUUGUUUUUAUGUAGUUGUACCUCUUGUCUGUCUAUUUAGUAGUCGUUGAGUCAUUGGCUUGACUUGUUGGUUGUUGGUCUAACGUUAUGGUUGUGGUGUUGUCCAUUCCUCAAAGAGGACCACUUGAAAAAAAAAAUAGCUCAAAUGUAGCACAGAAGACCUUUUAUAUUAUUUGACAGCAUUAAAACUAUUUUGUCCCAAUUUGAAAAAAAAGCUUUUUUUGAAUAAUAAAAAAGCACUAGAAAACCUGAUAAUCAGGAAAAGCACCUUCUUUUACAAAAGGGUGAAAAAAAUAAGACCAGAGGAAUAGAUAGGAAUAAAGAGGACGGGUCUCUAAACUUUGUACAAAUGACCCAAGAAGGCUUUGGAUAUUUGUGACUGGCUCAUGUAGUACUGUGCUGUUAGCUUACAUUCAAUGGUGCCACUAUUACCUAUAUUUUAUCCUUACACUAAUAAACUAAAGAGGAAGAUUCCCAGCCAGGUCUACUUGGCAGUUAAUUACUAAUGGUAGCCAUUUGUGAAUCGUUUGAAUGUGAUGUUUCCUAUGCGGUUCCAGCAGUGCAGUAUGUUGUCUGUUUUUUUGUUUUGUUUUUUCCUUCAUAUUUUUGUUUUGAUUUCUCCACAGGAAACAGUCUUUUUUGUUACGGUUGUAUUUUUUUGGAACCAGUAAAUCAGACAUUAGUCUGUACCUUUCGUGAGUUGUUCAUUCAGUGUAUGCUCAAAAACUGAAGAGAAAAAUAAAAAAAGUUUGGUAACAAUGCCACUAAAAGAAGUCACAGUGCAUUUCCUUACAGUUGUAGUUCAAAUGUCUGCUCCCAAGUAAACUAGUAAACAAUU